Trichoplax adhaerens is the source of this 561-nucleotide messenger RNA. RefSeq lists its product as uncharacterized. The record is from RefSeq and is a predicted model, not a curated record. NCBI's taxonomy places the organism in Eukaryota, Metazoa, Placozoa, Uniplacotomia, Trichoplacea, Trichoplacidae. The transcript has 3 exons. Gene Ontology annotation, cellular component: mitochondrial inner membrane. The annotation marks the transcript as partial.
GCUAUCGGUGGCAGCUUAGCUGCAAUGAUUGGCACCGCUUAUAUAUGCCAAUCGAUGCCAUACCAGGAAGGACUAUUGAAUACCAAACAUCUUGCUUGGCUUGUUCAUACUGGUACUAUAGGAUUUGUGCUUUCUCCACUAAUGUUCAUGGGUGGACCUUUGUUAAUGCGCGCAGCCGCUAUAACAGGCGGUGUAGUAGGUGGCUUAUCCAUGAUCGCUGCCUGUGCGCCGAGCGAAAAAUUCUUGACUUGGGGUGGCCCACUUGGCUUGGCUUUAGGAGGCGUUUGCAUGGCAUCGAUUGGCUCUGCUUUCAUCCCUGCAACUGGCAUGCUUGGCGCUGGCUUGUAUUCUAUUUCAUUAUACGGUGGGUUACUCGUAUUUGGUGGAUUACUUCUUUACGAUACACAAAAACUGGUCAAAAAGGCCGAGACACACUCUUUAUAUCAUCCGGUCAAAUAUGAUCCUAUCAAUGAGUCAAUCGGUGUUUACAUGGAUAUCAUCAAUAUCUUUAUACGCAUUGCAACAAUCUUAGCUGCUGGUGGCGGCUCUAGAAGACGAUAG